AUGGCGGACUCAUCUGCUUCAAACAUCAAUUUCAACAACAACGACCCAAUCAACACUUCUUCCACAAUUGUGAAUGUUGCUGCAACCAAAACGCAGUUCAUUAACAUCAACCCAACUACACAACUUCCAAUCAAACUUACUGGUGGUGCAAACUUUGCAACAUGGGUUGGUCAAAUCCAAAAGCAAGAUAAUCUCAUCUGCGACACCGUAAUGGCAUCUGUUGACUCCACCAUUGCACCAUCAGUUGCCUCUACAGAAACUUCGAAACAAGCGUGGAAUUAUUUACAUACUAAAUAUGCAAACAGAUCUCAAACCAGGAUUUACAGCCCUCGAGAUGCAUUGGUGAAAGUUCAGCAAGAUCAAAAAUCUGUCAUCGAUUAUCUCAGGGAAAUAAGAACUAUCACUGAUGAAUUAGCUGCUGCCGGUGCUUGCACUUCUAACGAAGAGUUGGUUGUAAAAUUUUUGAGUGGUCUUGGACCUGAAUAUGAGGCCCUAAGUACUGUUAUUCAUACAAGAAAUUCUCCUAUUUCAUAUGAGGAAUUGGCACACAAGCUCACAGAUCAUGAACUUUAUCUAAAGGAAGCUGAAAAGAAGCAACCACCAACUCCUAUCACUUCUCAAGUUGCACAACGAACAUCUAAUCACAAUAACAAUAGCAGAAGACAAACUCUUCGCUGGUCUGGUCAGCCUCAAUGGCAUUCACAAACUACUCCUUCUGGAAUGCAACAAUAG
Messenger RNA from Solanum dulcamara, 732 nucleotides. RefSeq lists its product as uncharacterized. The record is from RefSeq and is a predicted model, not a curated record. Lineage: Eukaryota; Viridiplantae; Streptophyta; Magnoliopsida; Solanales; Solanaceae. The transcript is spliced from 2 exons. Bases 1 to 732 code for a protein of 243 amino acids.